Dipodomys ordii (Ord's kangaroo rat) is the source of this 4918-nucleotide messenger RNA. It is a transcript of the gene Adnp2, whose product is annotated as ADNP homeobox 2. Gene Ontology annotation, molecular function: DNA binding. The transcript has 3 exons. The record is from RefSeq and is a predicted model, not a curated record. Gene Ontology annotation, biological process: regulation of gene expression. Bases 9 to 3560 code for a protein of 1183 amino acids. Gene Ontology annotation, cellular component: nucleus. Lineage: Eukaryota; Metazoa; Chordata; Mammalia; Rodentia; Heteromyidae.
UUUCAAAAAUGUUUCAAAUUCCUGUGGAGAAUCUUGAUAACAUCAGAAAAGUUCGGAAGAGAGUGAAAGGCAUUCUUGUGGAUAUUGGCCUUGAUAACUGCAGGGGCUUGCUGAAGGACCUUGAAGACUUUGAUCCAGGAGAGAAGUACUUUUAUAACACAUCAUGGGGAGAUGUUUCUCUCUGGGAACCAUCUGGAAAGAAAGUGAGGUACAGAACAAAACCAUACUGUUGUAGUCUCUGCAAGUACUCAACGAAAGUGCUUACUUCGCUCAAAAAUCAUUUGCAUCGUUACCAUGAAGAUGAGGCUGACCAGGAGUUGGUGAUCCCCUGCCCCAACUGCACGUUUGCCUCUCAGCCCAAGGUGGUGGGGAAGCACUUUAGGAUGUUCCAUGCACCUGUUCGGAAGGUCCAGAACUACACCGUAAACAUUUUGGGUGAGACAAAAUCCUCUAGGAGUGAUGUGAUCAGCUUCACAUGUCUAAAAUGUAACUUUUCGAACACUUUGUACUAUAGCAUGAAAAAGCAUGUGUUAGUAGCCCAUUUUCAUUACUUAAUUAACUCCUACUUUGGCCUGAGAACCGAGGAAUCGGGGGAGCAACCUAAAUCUAAUGAUACUGUUUCUGUGGACAAGAGUCCCUCGUCUGACAGAUACUACUGUAAGAAAUGCAGCGCCAGUGCUGGCAGCCAGGACGCUCUGAUGUACCAUAUUCUGACCUCAGAUGUUCACAGGGACUUGGAGAAUAAGCUGAGGUCUGUGAUUUCAGAACAUAUCAAGAGGGCGGGGUUUCUGAAGCAAAUGAAUAUUGCCCCCAAGCCAGUGGCCCGCUUGGCCAUACCACCGAACAGCAGUGCGCCCGGCAUUGCAGCUCCCCCACCUUGCUUCCACCUCACGCUGCCACAGAACAGCCAAAGCACAGCCACAGUGCAGCCAGUGACUGUGGCCCCCGGCACUUCAGGGAGCCUCACUCAUUCUCCCCCUGCUGCUACCCCGUCCCAUGUGACUCUAGUCUCCAACCCUCUGCCUGUGUGUCAGAACAGUAUCACCCUACAGCCCUCAGGUCCCCCACCUGUCUUUCUCUCCCACGGGGUUCCACUUAACCAGCCUGUGAACCCUCCCGGGAGGUCCCUGAGUCAGCCAGCCGGGUCUGGGAAUAAGUCUGUUGGAGCAAGUGUCUGCCCCAUGAGUCAGACUGUACGCCCUGGGGUUUUACCCCUGACCCAGCCUGUGGGCCCCGUAAGCAGACCUGGGGGCCCUGUGAGCAGACCUGGAGGCCCUGUAAGCAGACCUGGGGGCCCUGUAAGACCCGUGGGGCCCGUAAGCAGACCUAUAGGGCCUGGUGUACUUCCUGCUGGUCCCCCUGUCCCCCCAGGGGUUCUUCAGGCCACUUCACCAGGAGUGAUCUCAGUGGGUCGGGCAGUCCCAACAGGCAUCCUUCCUGCGGGCCAGGUGGCCCCUUCAGGGGUCAUCCCUGGACAGACAGCGACUUCUGGGGUCUUGCCCACUGGUCAAGUUGUCCAGCCGGGGGUUCUUCCAGUUGGCCAGACAGCCCCAACACGGGUCCUCCCUCCUGGCCAAACAGUUCCUUUGAGAGUUCUCCCUGCUAACCAGGUGGUCCCUUCCGGGCUGCUGUCGCCCACCCAGACGGUCCCCUCGGCUGUCGUUCCCAUGAACCAGAGUGUCAGCUCUGGUGUUCUUCAGCUCAGUCAGCCUGUUGCAUCAGGGGUGCUGCCUGUGGGCCCACCGGUCAGGCCUGGCAUGCUGCAGCUCAGCCAGUCUGUUGGCACCAGCAUCCUGCCUGUGAACCAGCCAGUGAGAGCUGGAACUUCACAGAACACCACCUUUCUCACAUCAGGCUCUAUUCUCCGGCAGCUCAUCCCUACGGGGAAACAGGUGAAUGGAAUCCCCACCUAUACACUGGCCCCUGUGUCUGUCACUCUGCCUGUACCUCCUGUAAGUGGCCUCACGACCGUCGCACCUCCCCAGGUGCCGGUCCAGUUUAUGCCCUCAGGCACAGGCACACAGAUGGCCAAUUCUUUGCCCAGCUUGCCUUCCCCGCAGGUGCUGGUGAGUGCUGCCCCAAGCGUGUUUGUCCAGGCUACCUCACCUACUGCAGAUACCAGUCAGGUGCUCAAACAAGCCAAGCAGUGGAAGACCUGCCCAGUUUGCAACGAGCUCUUCCCCUCCAACGUCUACCAGGUUCACAUGGAGGUGGCUCACAAGCACACUGAAACCCAGCUCUGUCGAGUUUGCAAUGAGCUCUUCCCCUCCAACGUCUACCAGGUUCACAUGGAGGUGGCUCACAAGCAGAGUGAGUCCAAGUCCAAUGAGAAGCUUGAGCCUGAAAAGCUGGCAGCAUGCGCCCCGUUUCUGAAGUGGAUGAAGGAGAAGACGGUGCGCUGCCUCUCCUGCAAGUGCCUGGUCUCAGAGGAGGAGCUGAUGCACCACUUACUCACGCACGGCCUGGGGUGUCUCUUCUGCCCAGGUACUUUCCAUGAUGUCCGAGGCCUCCUGGAGCACAGCAGGACUAAGCACCUGGGGAGCCAGAGGCUGUCCGUCGACUACAGCAACAGAGGCUUCCAGCUGGACUUGGAUGCCAACGGCAACCUGCUGUUCCCUCACCUCGACUUCACCACCAUUCUGCCGAGAGAGAAGCUUGGUGAGCGCGAGGUCUAUCUGGCCAUUCUAGCUGGGAUACACUCCAAGUCCUUGGUGCCUGUGUAUGUGAAGGUGAGGCCCCAGCCCGAGGUUCUGCCCAAGGUUCCCAGCAAACAGAAGCUGACCUGCCCCUUCUGUUUUGGUGCAUUUGCAACGGCCGAUGCCUAUGAGCUGCACCUGAAGGAGCGGCACCACGUCAUGCCGACGGUCCAUACGACACUCAGGUCUCCCGCCUUCAAGUGCAUCCACUGCUGCGGGGUCUACACUGGAAAUAUGACUCUGGCAGCCAUUGCUGUCCAUCUGCUGCGUUGUAGAAGCGCUCCCAAAGACAGCAGCUCAGACCUGCAAGUCCAGCCGGGUUUGAUUGAGAGCAGUGAACUGCUGUUAGUCAAUGGGGAAGUGAUUCCUGACUCCACCUUUCCUGUAAAGAGAAAACUGCCAGACAGCCAUGUGGGGACAGAGGACCAGAGGGAUGGGGAGGAGGCUUCACUCAUCCUAAAUGCAGAGUCAGCUCCAGGUCCUGAGAAAGGGGUGAGUGCUGUGCCUUUGAAGAGACAGAGGAAUGAAAGCAGGACAGAGGGACAGGUAGCCAACGAUGACGCACUUCAGGUCUUAGCAUUAGAUCCGAAAAAGUAUGAAGGCCGUUCGUAUGAGGACAAGAAACAGUUUCUUAGAGAUUAUUUCCAUAAGAGACCGUAUCCUAGCAGAAAAGAAAUGGAACUCUUGUCUUCAUUGCUGUGGGUGUGGAAAAUUGACGUGGCUUCAUUUUUUGGAAAAAGGAGAUAUAUUUGCAUGAAAGCAAUAAAAACUCGAAAGCCCUCUGUACUUCUAGGCUUUGAUAUGUCUGAACUUAAAAAUGUCAAACACAGGUUGAACUUCGAUUGUGAGCCACAAAAUCUAUAAAAAAGUGAAGGCCUAGGCAGUGGUUCUGGCUGACUUUGACACACUCCUGUGCUCUGCUGAUGUGCCAGUGUCUGCAGCUCUUCAGGGGUUCCAGGUGCUCAGAAAGACUUCUGUUAAGGAAGCAAAUAGUUCUCAGAUUUACUCUCUCCUGAAGUUCCAUUUGUAACAGUUAUUCUUUUUCUUUUCCCCCCUCUGUCAUAAACUAAAUCUUUUGGUAUUCCAUGCACGCCUUGUUUUCCUCGUAGUGUCAGUAUCAAAUCUUAAAAAACCUGAAGUCUACAAAUACUUAUUUUUAUUUUCGUUUUAGGAAAUUUCUGCUGGUUUGAGAAUACUUGAUUAAUUGAGAAUUACAGCAUUGCUCUCCCUCAGCUUUAUGGGCAGCACUAACAGCACAGUUCCUGUUUAGAGCAUUGUGGUGUGUAUGGCUAAGAACACACUUCUAAGCAUUAACUUUUACUGAUGAGUCUGAAUGCUAUGUGCUUACAAGGUUGUAAUUUUCAUUUGCACUUUUUCAAGUUUGUCUCAAAAAGCUGUGUGGAGGGUUUUUUUUUUUUUAAUGGUAACUCAUAGAAAACCAAACGUUCUGAGCCUGAUAUGUGGUGUACAGCUUAUAAUCAAGUGUUAUUUUAUAAAUAAAAUCUUUGUAGGAGCAGAAAUACUUUGCAGUGUAAAUAUUCUCUAUUGAUACAGUGACAAGUCACUUCUCCAUUCAAAGACAUGACAGUAAAUCUUUAGUGCCUUUAGAAUAAAAGUUAAGAAAACACAUCCAGAACUCUUACUUGAAUGCUCAUAAACUAGCAGAAAGGAGGGGUCAUGACAUUCAAGCAUUUCAUGCCUGCCCCUGCUUGUGGUCAUGACCUGAAAUGGAGAUGAGAUUUAGGUACAGAGUGAAGGGGUGUAAACCAAGAGCUCAUCUUUGUGGUUGGAGUAGCUUGGGAUAGUAUGGUAGAUAGAGUUGGAUGAAAGGCUUUUUCCUCUGGCCUAGGUGUCCAAAGGAAUGAGACACAGGGUAUUGCUGAAGAAUCUCCACUAUAUCACUAUUGUAUGGAAGCCAAACCUUCUUUAACCAUACACUGUAAAACGAAGCACCAGAAGUAGUAAUGUGGACCGCUGUCUGGUACCGGUGUCAUCCUGCUGAGAGGAGCCUGUCCCACUCGUGCAGAGUCUGACAGCUUCUAUGAAGUGCUACAGUGUUGCUGUAUUUUUACAAAUACAACACUUGCAUGUGAUGGCUGUAAUGUGCAUUUCGAGGCAGUUGUAACUGUUGGUGUACUCUGUUGUAAAUUCAGAGCUUGUUGGACUUUAUUUUACCUAUUGUUUUCAGAGUGUCUAUUUUGAAUUAAAAAUUAUUACACCAC